Messenger RNA from Coprinopsis cinerea okayama7#130, 2544 nucleotides. Its product is annotated as cytoplasmic protein. Gene Ontology annotation, biological process: protein ubiquitination; rescue of stalled cytosolic ribosome. Gene Ontology annotation, molecular function: ribosome binding; ubiquitin protein ligase activity. The transcript has 8 exons. Bases 1 to 2544 code for a protein of 847 amino acids. NCBI's taxonomy places the organism in Eukaryota, Fungi, Basidiomycota, Agaricomycetes, Agaricales, Psathyrellaceae. The record is from RefSeq and is a predicted model, not a curated record.
AUGUCUUCUUCAGCGACACCGACUACCCAAGCGCGAGGAGGAAGCGGCGAAUCGAGAGGAACGGGACGACGCGGGCAGAGGGGGAGGGGUCAGCGCGGUGGAGGAGGCGGAGGCGGUGGUGGUCGAGGCGGGAGCCAUCGUGGUGGUCGAGGGUCGCGUUCUACUCCUGCUCCUCAAGCCCAAGCACAAGACUCCUCUACUCCAAAGGAUCCCUUGCAAUCAAACAAUCCCGUAGACGAAGCGACGACUGAUCCUCAAGCGCAAUCCCAAACAGCCGUCAGUGGAGCCGGGUUAGAACCCUCAGAAGGCGGCGACCAAGACGUCUGCUGGAUCUGCGCUGAAUCCGUCAAAUACUACUCGGUAUCGGCGUGCAACCACCGGACAUGCCAUGAACCCCAACCAAAAGUAAUCUUCACCACCUCUCCCUCGCAACCCUUCGACGCCUUCCCACCCGAAUCCACACCCUUCACCGACGCCAAACUCCAAAUCUACUUUGAAAGCCGCGAGAUGAUGGAAGAAACGCUCAUCCUCCUCCGAUUCAACUGUCCCGACCCCGAUUGCGAUUAUAUCGGGAAUGGGUGGGCGGAUUUGAAGUUGCAUAUUAGGGCGUCGCAUGGCAAGUUGCUUUGUGAUCUAUGUAUCAGACACAAAAAAGUCUUCGCGCACGAACUCGCGUUGUACCCACCCUCCCUCCUCCCACUGCACCUCCCCUCCAUGUACCAACGGGGCUCCAAAAAGGAUGUACCACCCGACCAAAUCGAGGGCGGCGUGCACCCUCUAUGCGAGUUCUGCCGAGAAUGCUUCUUCAGCAGCGAUGAACUCUACCCGCACAUGCGCGAACGCCAUGAAGAGUGCUUCAUUUGUAAGAGGAAUGAAGUUAGGGAUCAGUAUUUCCAGAAUUAUGAAAGUUUGGAACGGCACUUCAACACCGCCCACUACCCCUGCCAACACAAAGAAUGUCUCGCGCAAAAAUUCGUAGUGUUCAACACCCCGCUCGAUCUGCAAGCGCAUAUGGUCGAGGAGCACGGAGCGGAUAUGAGUGCGCGGGAUCGGAAGAACGCACAGCGCGUGCAGGCCGAGUUUACGUUUGAGGAUGCUGGGAGGCGGUAUGGGAGGCAACAACAGCAGCAAGAUCAUCGGGCAGCUAGAGACGAACACCAAUCACGCUCUGUUCCUCCUCCUCCUCAAGCCUCGACUUCGGCGUCUGCUCCCACACCCGCGCAGGCGCAGGCUGGCCCAGUACGCGGCGCGAACGCGCGGAGGGCGGCGUUUGGCGGUAGUUUGACUACGGGUGGUGCGAGCGAGCAGGGUGGGUCGCAGGGUGCGACGCCGAAUAGGAAUAGUCCUGCUGUGAGUCGGCCUGCUUCGCCGCCGGAGAGGAAUGUUGAUCCUGCUACUGCUGAACGCCACGCCGCCUUCCUCGACCGCCUGCACCACCUCUCCAAGAACCCCACCACCGCGAUCCCCGCCGUCAAAUCCGCCUCUCGAUCCUACAUGACCAACGAAUCCACCGCCAAAGAUUUUAUUUUGACCAUUUGGAAUGUGUUGGAGAGGAAUUUAGAUUCGACGGCGUCUAUUGUGAAUGCGUUUGUUGAUUUGUUGGAUGAGGGGGAGGAGGAGAGGAGGGUUGAGGUGUUGAGGGAGUGGAGGGGGUUUGCUGUUGAGCAACGUCGCCAAUUUCCCGACCUAGUACCUAAUGCAGUAGGAAGUGGGUGGGCGGGUAUAACCUCUGGCCGCGUCCUCAACGCCAAAAACUCGACUGCGGCGCGUACGUCGCACCAGUCCUCGAGACAGGUGUGGGACCGUGUGGCUCGUGCUGCUGGGUCUUCUUCUUCGUCGCAGCCUUCAGGUUCAGGUCCUCCAGGCUGGGCACCACCCCCGAGCACGAGCUCCACCUCUGCCUUCCCGUCUCUCACACCCGCCCCGCGCCCGCCUGACCGGUUCCCGCCGCUCGGCGCUGCUUCGUCUUCGUCGAGUGGGGCGGGGUACCGCCCUGGUGGAGGAGGUGGGCAGAGGACGACGCCGUGGUCUGCUACGGCGUCUGCUGCUGCUAGCGGGAGUCGGGGUGCCAGAUCUGGGUCUGGGAUCGGUGGUGCUGGGGGAAUAGGUGGAGGAGGAGGAGGAACAGCAGGUGGAAGUAGAGCAAGAGCUCCACCCGCACUCUCAAAAUCGGCCUUCCCAGAACUCGUACCGACCAGUACGAACACGCGGGCUAAACCGGUUGUUAGUGGGAAUGUGUCGUUGAGGAAUAUUUUGGGUGUGCCUGCUGCGCCUGUUGCUCCUGCGUGGGGCACCGGGGAGGGGUCUCAGGCUAGCAGUGGUAACGGCAACGGUGGGGGUAAUGGCAACGUCAAUACUUCAAAUGGGAAUGGGAAUGGGAAUAGUGGUCCUGGCGCGGGAGAAGGGACCGGCGCGGGUGCGAGUGCGGAAGCCGAGACGAACGAGAAUGUUACACCCCAGGCUGGCGGAGGAGGGGGAGGGAAGGGUAAGAAGAAGGGCAAGCAGAAGCAGAUGUUGUUUACGUUGGGGUCGUAUCCUACUUAG